UCGCGCGGCCGUGAGGAGCAGGAACUCAAUUAAGAAGAUGGCAGCUUUUACCCCAAGGAAAAGGAAGCAACAGUCUUUGAACUGUGACAGUUUAUCAGACAUUCCAUCAAAGAAGUUAAUAAUGGACUUUGCUGAAAAUAUAUUGCGAUCAUCUAAUAAGAAUAUUAUCCAGAGCAAUGAUGAAAACAAAGAAAAGAUGCAUUGCUUUCAACAGGACCUUUUCAUUUCAAGUUCAGUUAAUACCUCAUCAUUCCCAACAACUAAAAAAAAUACAUUGCCGUCUGCAAACCAAGGUUCACCAUUUAAAUCUGCUGUGUCCACUGUGUCCUUUUACAACAAAGAUAAGUGGUACCUCAACCCAUUGGAGAGAAAACUGAUAAAAGAGAGUAGAUCCAUUAGCCUAAAAACAAAUAUGGAAGAUAAAUUUUUUCCCAGUGUGAUGGAAAAAAGGGAAGUAAAACCAGGCUCCAAGAAGAUAAACAAAAAAACACAAAAGAGAUUAACUACUAAAUAUCAACCAAGAUAUAAGUGCAUCAAACCUGUAUCAAGGAAUUCUAAAACUCCCAAGCUAAAUAGAGUGGCCUAUAAGCCAGUUGUGGAGAAAGAGAAUCCUGGAUAUUCAGCUGAAAAUAAUCUGAAUGCUCCUCGAGUGUUAAGCCAAAAAAUAAAACCACAAGUUACAAUCCAAAGUGGAGCAGCAUUUUUUGUCAGUAAAAAAAAAUCUUGCCUUCGAAAAUUGCCUUUGGAAAAUGUCUCGUUACUGCAACUUACUAAGAAGGAUAAAUCAGAAGAGACUGAAGAUUCUGAUGUUGAAAAAACUCUUGAGGCAAGGCAAGUGCCUAAGUGCUUGUUACAAGAAUUGAACUUGGAGCUACUGGGCGUAAGAAGUAAAAACGAAGGGAAAUUAAAGGGUUCAUCAAGUGGAGUAGUUUCUUCAAGGGGAGGCGAGCUGGAUGAAAAUCUGUGUUCCGAGGAUGUUGUCGAUGAGAACAAGGCAGCUCUUCCUGAGCCUAUAGUCUACCCGAUUUUCAGUGUGUCUUCAGCCAAUACAAAAAGGUCUCUAGCUGAAGAACAAUCUUCUGUGGGCUCCAGCAUAUCUACUAACUUGAAACAGACCACUACACCGAAAAAUGCCAAGGAUACAAAUAGAGAAAUAAAAGACCAGUUCAUCAUUGAUGCAGGUCAGAAACAUUUUGGCACUACUAUGUGCAGGUCUUGUGGCAUGAUUUAUACUGCUUCCAACCCUGAGGAUGAACUGCAGCAUGGUCAGUAUCAUCAGAGAUUUCUGGAAGGAAUCAAUUAUACAGGUUGGAAGAAAGAACGUGUAGUAGCCCAGUUUUGGGAUGGAAAAAUCGUAUUAGUCUUGCCACAUGAUCCAAAGUAUGCUAUCAGAAAGGUAGAAGAUGUUCAAGAACUUGUCGAUAAUGAGUUAGGAUUCCAUCAAGUUAUUACCAAAUGUCCAAACAAGACCAAAACUUUUCUCUUUAUAUCUGAUGAAAAGAAAGUAGUUGGUUGUUUAAUUGCAGAGCCUAUCAAACAGGCUUUUCGUGUCCUAUCUGAACCAAGCGACCCAGAAUCCUCAACCUCUAAAGAAUGUCACAGGGCUUGGCAGUGUUCAGACAUACCACAACCUGCAGUCUGUGGGAUUAGUAGAAUCUGGGUCUUCAGGCUGAAGCGAAGAAAGCGCAUUGCAAGACGAUUAGUUGAUACUCUCAGGAAUUGCUUCACGUUUGGCUGUUUUCUCCGCACUGAUGAAAUUGCAUUUUCUGACCCUACUCCAGAUGGCAAAUUAUUUGCAACCAAGUACUGCAACACCCCUAAUUUCCUUGUGUACAAUUUUAAUAGCUAAGGUCAACUCCCAUAUGAAAGUGAUUGUGUGGAUUAGUACAGACAGCCCUUUAUCACACAAUGGGAACCAUUUAAACAAUAUUAAAGCAGAAUACUAACACAUACCACCCUCCUUGAGAUAUGAAUUGGGAAGUCACAUUUGUCAAAAAUUAUCUGGAGAUGCAAAGAAAGGAAAAGUACCAGAUGUUAUUAUGUAUACUGGUAAGCAGCCUGAGCCCUUAAUUAUGAAAUUUAGUAGCUAUAACAGGAAAAUUUUACUUGUUCCUUGAAAAACAGCUGUCUCCUACUUCAAUGUGACCACUUAUGUUUUAUAAAGUACACUUUGAACGAGGAAUAUCAUGCUGCCCAAGUCAUAAAGCCAGAUUUAAACCCAGACAUAUUUUUCAUAGCCCAGAUUUAAUAGUAAUUCCUGAAUAUUAUAUAUAAAAUUCUUGCUUUCAUUUGGCUGCAGGAACUCAAUUUGAAUAUAUUUUUAGAAAGUGUUUUGUAAUAAGUGAGAGAUACCUAUGUCCUUUGUGUAGAAUUUUAUAGUUCAAUGUUUGAAUCUCUUUACAAAUCAAAUAGCUACAUGCACAGUCAUCAAGUUUAAUUAAAAUUAAAACCUAGUAAUUGCACUAUUGUCAUUUCAUUAAAUUCUAUUCUGUGAAAAUGAAAAUGCUAGUUGGGCUAAUUUAGUGAACCUGUUAACUAGUAAUUUGUGCCAUUAGCAAAAUGGGUUAUAUGAUUUGAUUCUUUGCUUAUUUUAAAUAACAUCUUGUUUUUAAACACAUGGCAAAAUUCCUGACAAAAUGUAUAGUUAAUAGAAUCCAAAUUAAUAUAUCUUCACCCCAGGCCAGAGAUUACGAUGAUACUAUGUAAUCUAAAUAUGCACACAUCUUCCCUACUAAUACUUCAAAAAGAAUAAUUCAGGUUGUUUGGAUUCUAAAGAAAUCACUGAUACCUGGAAAUGAAACUAUAAAAAAUUAGUUCAGUUCUGUUUUCAAGGUUCUAACUGUAUAGAAUCUAAAACUCUUUGCUUUUAAAUGAACAUGGAUUCAAAAUGUAAAAGUUGUUUUGAAAAAGUAUAUGGAAAAGUUCAAAUGUGUGCUUUUAAAUGCACAUUUUAAUAUUUUCUGCGUUGCUGCUUGUUUAAACUAUUUUAUUUUAAAAUUAUUAACAUUA
Echinops telfairi (small Madagascar hedgehog) is the source of this 3009-nucleotide messenger RNA. It is a transcript of the gene ESCO2, whose product is annotated as establishment of sister chromatid cohesion N-acetyltransferase 2. Gene Ontology annotation, biological process: mitotic sister chromatid cohesion. The coding region runs from base 38 to 1849 and encodes 603 amino acids. The record is from RefSeq and is a predicted model, not a curated record. NCBI's taxonomy places the organism in Eukaryota, Metazoa, Chordata, Mammalia, Afrosoricida, Tenrecidae. Gene Ontology annotation, molecular function: protein-lysine-acetyltransferase activity. Gene Ontology annotation, cellular component: nucleus; chromatin. The transcript is spliced from 11 exons.